UGGCUCCCGUUCCUCUCCAGCCAACCCAAUGAAUAAUUAAUGCUCUUUUAUUUUGAUAUAUACUAGUGUAAUAUACUUUUCACAGUACGUGCCAGCAGCUCAGCUAUUGAAGUACCAUCAUGGUAUUAAAGAUGUGUAAUUGAAGGAAGUGCAGACAACCAGGAACGCGGUUCAGGAUUGCUGGCUUGCUGCCGAGCAGCGGUGCGGCCUGCGGAGCAGCCCUGAGGGAAGUGGCUGUGGGCCUCUCCGGCCAGCCCUCUUAAAGAGUAUUGGUCAGAAACGACUGGCGUCGGCCUGUUUCAGAGAAGUAAAUUAACGAGGAACAAAGAAACCGGGAGCCAACAGAGGAAUGCGACAUCCAAGAGAAGAUUAACUUUGAAAUCCUGAUGCGAGAAGGCAUCUGUAAGCUACUUGCGGUGAGCACACAAAAAGACCAGCUCUUGCAAGCGGUUAAAAACCUGAUGGUUUGCAAUGCUCGUAUACUUGCAUACAGGACAGAGCUACAGAACCGAAAAGAAAAGCUGAUCUCAUGCAGAACCGAAGAAUGCUUUUCAGAAAAUGAGACAGAAGACCGAGUGGCGUGCAAAGCAAAGGUUGCUAUAUCAGAUAUUCGAAUACCAUUAAUGUGGAAAGGCUUUGAUCACUUCAGCAAUAAAGAAAAAUCACAGCGCUAUGCAGUUUUUUGUUUGUUCAGAAUGGGAGCUGAGGUUUUUGAUACAGAGGUGGCUAUUGUGGAUAAAGCAAUAACAGAUAUCUGUUUUGAAAAUGUAACCAUAUUUGAUGAAGCAAGACCAGAUUUCCAGGUGAAGGUUGAAGUGUAUAGUUGCUGUACAGAGGAGUCUUUAUAUGUAACAAACACUCCUAAGAAACUAGCAAAGAAGCUUAAAACAUCCCUCAGCAAAGCUACAGGGAAGAAACUCAAAGCUACACUGGAAGAAGACGGCACUGAAUCCCUUUUGCCUGCUGACCCAGUCAUCCAAGGAGCAAAGUACAGUUUGCUAGCAUAUACCACUUUGGGACUGGAGAGUGCUGAGGACAGUUUCAGGACCCACAACCUUACCAUUACAGGAAAUGAGGAAUCCUCUUUUUGGCUCCCUCUGUAUGGAAACAUGUGUUGCCGUUUAGUUGCUCAGCCUUCCUGCAUGGCUAGGGAUAUGAUGUCAGGAUUUCUUAAUCAACAGCAAAUGAUAGGAAGUCUAACUAGCUGGAGGAGGCUGUAUUGCGUACUAAGAGGUGGCAAGCUCUUUUGUUACUACUCGCCAGAAGAAAUUGAGGCUAAACUGGAGCCAGCAUUGACAGUUUCCAUCAACAAGGAAACCAGAAUUCGAGCUGUGGAUAAGGACUCCAAGAGAAGAACUAAUAACUUCUCUGUUAUCAACCCCAUGUCUGGAGAGGCUGUGACGCAACUUUUUGCUACUGACAGUAGGGACGAACUUCAUAAGUGGAUGGAGGCUUUCUGGCAGCACUUUUAUGAUCUGAGCCAGUGGAAACAUUGUUGUGAAGAACUUAUGAAAAUUGAGAUUAUGUCACCACGGAAACCACCUUUGUUCUUGACAAAAGAAGCGACCUCCGUCUACCAUGAUAUGAGCAUUGAUUCUCCAGUGAAACAUGAGGGCUUAGCUGAUAUCAUACAAAGAAAAAUCGAAGAGAGUGAUGGUGAGUUCCUGCUCAGCCAGCAAAAAGAGUCUGCAUCUUCCUUAUGGGCUUCACUCUUUGAUGGAUCUCAUGAGAUGGUUGUUCAGAAAAACGUGCAUCUAAGCCCGAAAAGAGAUACUACAAGUACUAAUGACAGCAAAGGAAAGAAAAGAAGAGCUCCGCCUCCUCCUUCUGAUAAGUCACCAUACAGUGCAAAACCACAGGUGAAUACAGAGCAAUUGGGCAAGGAAAACUGGGAGAAGCCUGACUGCACAUCUACUACUAGUUCUCCCUUUGAUUCAAAGUUAUCUAUGAAAAUGCAGCAGUUGCAUACGCCCAUUGCUGCUCCUCGCAAAAUUGGUCCUUGUAGAAAAAGCAAUUUAGUUGACCAUAGGAAUCCCAUUUCAGUGGUUAACAAGACUGAGUCUGAAACCAAACCAGUACCAACCCCUAGACAGAAAUGCAUCACAGAAAUGCUAGACCCUAGAUCAUGGUUGCAGCCCUAGACAUCAUAAUUAGCCUAGAAAAGUCCCUGGAAUUUUAAGUUUCUCAGCCUUCUACUAUAACUCUUGACUAAAACUAGAUUUUAGCAUAUAGCUUCUAAGUAUUGAGGCUAAAGUUUUGUUUUGUUUUUUUUUUUCUUUUAGCCAGGGCACUACUUCUAGCUGCAGUCUCAGCUGUACUCAUUAUUGCUAACAUCUAAAUAAUUGCACUAGUAAUGGGGGCAGUUAUCUCUAUCUGAAAUAACGGUGCUACUUCUGAAAAGAGCGGUUCAGUACUUUCCCCUUGAAAAACCGGCAGUGUUCAGGGUAACUCAGUGACCCUGCAGCAGGGAUGUUACCAUUGCUUUCCACCAGUCCCCCCGCUUAGUCCAUCUGCAGCUCCUCAGACUAGUUCAAGUGCGAAUUUCACACACAUUCAGCACAGAUCUUGCAAAGCUGAUUUUCUUGGGCUCCAUGCUUGGUUUCACCUAAAAUAUUCUUAUCUCUCUCUAUUUGGGAACCACUGCUUGUAAGAUAACGUACUAUGAAAAGUUAUUGUGCUCUUCUGAACAGCUCUGUAAGUCCACGUGAAUUUCUGAAGUGGUUCUAUCAAUUUAGCGUGGGAUCUCCUAAGUUCUUGCUGGUGCAUCUGCUGUGUGAAUGGACCAGGAUUAUCUGUGUGUAAUCAAGAAUGUGAUCUGUCACUGCUGCUUAUUUUGGACUAACAUGGACGUUUAAAAGCAGUCCUGUGUAUGAAGAGCUACUCAGGAUUUCAUUUUUAUAGUUGUUUUUUCUGACAAACGGGGCUCUGUAGCAUAGUCUCUCCUUCGUGGAGCCUCUUGGCUCUUCCUGGUAGGUAGCUGGUUUGUAAAUGUGGCGGUGUUACUGGUAAACAAAUACGGUUUUCUCACCUCUCGUUCUUUCUGAAAUAGCAGAGAGUAAGUACUUCAGGUAAAAAUAUUGAACUUUGAUAUUCUUCCAUCAGACUGUUCACCAUUUCUUUAAGAAGGAUGGGUUAUUAGGGUUCCUGUAGCACCUGCAAAACAUCUAUUGCAUAUGGAAUCCACAGCUUAAAUAUCCAGCCCUUUCCUUGGAUGAUGCGUUUAUUUCAGAUGCUGGAACCUAUCCAAGAGCAAAGGUCUGCUUGCAGAUCUCCCUCUAGAGCUUUGGCAUUCAGACCUGUGGCGAGAGAGUCGUAUCAAGCAACUGUAUACCUACAGUUCAAUAAUUUUUUUUUUUUUUCCUAAAGUGCAGGUGGCUUUGGGAGCUUUACCAUUUCUCCAGAAGAUAUUGUGUGCAUGGUUGGUUUGUUUUAUCUAGUUUUUGUCUUCUGCUAAGCUCUUGGCUGCAUAGCUGUAAAGGUAUCUGCUGAAUUCCCUCAGUAGUUCCUUGGCUAUUUGGGAUGGGGCUUGAGAAGCAGGUUUCAUUUACAACUCCUUUUGCAGGAUUAGAGCCCUUCGUUUCUAGAAUGUCCUUGUUCAUUCUUUGUUUAAUCACAUUCCAUUUUCCCUCUGAAACAACCAUAAUCAUUCUUACAAUAAAUCAUGCUGUUACUUAAGUGGAUGGUUUGUGAAUGGUUUAUAAAUAGGAACAGAAAAACUGAAGAAUAACUGCAUGAUUAUGUAAAUCAGACACAGUCGACUAAGUGGACUGUGCAACUCUGAACGAGAAAUAGGAAAAAUAAACGGGGGAGGGGGGGAAGCAUAUUUUCCAAAAUGCAGCUGCAGACUAUUUAGCUUUAAAUCUAGCCUUAAAUGUUACUGUGCUCUGGAAAGAAAGAAUACCUUUCUCUUGGUAACCUCCUUCCAUUUUGUUGUUAUAUUUCAAAAUAAAUCUCAUAAAUACAUAAGGCAAGGAGGCACCAUAAUGAGGAUUUAUUUUUAAAUUCAACAGGCCAUUGAAUUUCAACGAGCAGUUUCUCUAUUAAAUUCAGUGGCUUUGUUUUGAACUGAACAUACAUAUUUUAGGAAGGCAUUUAAUAUUAAUUUAAAGUCUUCAAGUGAUGAGAAUUCACUCAUACCUCCUGUUGCAAUAGUUAAUUACCCCAGGUACAUUUUUCACUUGAUUUUCUAUUUGCAUUUCUAGCUCCACCUUAAGUUAUUUUGGUCUUUUUAUGCAUUUGAUUGCUUAUAUUGAUCUCGGUAGUAUCAGCUUUUCUAAUUGCUUGUGUGUAGUUAUAAAUCAUGAUUAUGUCCCUUUUAACCUUUUCUCUGAUGAGAUGUACUGAAUUCCUUAACUUUCUUAUGGCAAUGAACGUUAUCCAAGACUAAUUAAUCUUCCUGUUCUUCUCUGUACUUCUCACAUAUUGAAAUAUUUUGAAGUGUGACAUCUGAAUUAGAUACCACAUGUCAAUAGUGAUCCAUCAGGACUAUAUAGAGACAUAACGUGAUCCUCUUACUCUGAUUAAUAUCUCCCUCCCCUCUUUCCUCAAAAAUUGUAUUAUCCUUUUUUGUGGAAGCAUUGCCUUGGAUGCUGACUUUUAUGGCUCAAGUCCUCUUCAGAGUCCUUUUUUAAGAAUGCAGUACAUCAUCCUCUUAUUAUCCUACCUUAUUUUUUUUUAGAAAUAUACUCUGUAUUUUACCAGCAUUAAAAUACUGCUCAUGAAGUGAUCCAGAUUGCUCUGUAAAGUGACCUGUCCUCAUUCUUUACUACUCCAGCAGUCUGCAUGUCCUUUGCAAAUUUAUUGCAAGUGAUUUUUACUGUUUCUUCCAGAUCAUUGAUUUUUAAAAUUGAAUGCAAGGCAAGGUUUGUAGAGAGAGGUGAUAAGUUUUUAUUACAUCAGUGACAUAGGUAGGGGGGUGGGGAAAAGCAAACAGACAGGCCAUAGAAUUCCAUAUUCUUUUUUGUCAGUGCCUUUAAAAAUUGAGUGAAAUUGAAUAUACUUCUUGCCGAUUCCCUACUAAUUUUGAAAUUAGUUUUCAGUCUUCAACAUAACAUUCUAUAUUGAUUUGAUCUAGUACUGAUAUUUUAACGAACAUUACAUGUUGGUCUGGCUUUCAGUAGGUGACUUAGGGUUCUUAGGGGUAACACCUCAGUGCAGGUGUCCUUGCAAGCCAAGCUUGCUGUAUCAGAGUAAAAUGCAACCUGUUGUUCAAGACCUAUUCUCCAUGAAGCUGUGCUGAUUGACGUUUUAUAUCUAUCCUUAACUUAGACUCAAAUGAGCCAGUUCCCUAUAUUGUCCUGAUCACCACUAUGCAAACUAGUGAUGCCCUUAAUUACCCUGCUCAUCCUGCUUCAGAGCAACAGUGUUGUUCUUACGGGCCUGCGAAACAUCAUGGCAGCGUUGAGACGUGUUUAACUAAUUGCACAUUCAGGCUCCUACAGCUGGAAAGGCUUCUGCUACUGAAUGUAGUUUCUGUUAUUUUAAACAACCACUAUAUAAUCCCUAUUAUGAAGCAUCAGUUGACUUCAUGUUUUAGUAUUUAUUGUUACUGACUUAGUCUUUGGGUUUUUCUUCCCCUUCUGUAUUGCCAUUUAUUAUUGCCUUCAUAUCCCUUCUGUUAAGCAAGUUGGUUUAGCUGAUAAGAACUGCAGGUUACCAGCAAACGUUGAUCUUAGCUAUACAGUAAAGUCAGUUGUAGGAAAUAUAUUUGUACACGGCUUUUGUCUAUGCAAGAGAACAUAAAUAUUAGUAAUAAACGCAGCACAAUUUUAGGAGUACAGUCAGAAGAUAUAUCUGUGAGGAAAAUGGACUUUUUUUUGCUUUUCUGUAUAGUGACAGAUUGUAAUACUUUAUUACUGAUCCUGGUCCCUUAUCAUUGCUUAGGCUUGUUCAGAAAUUAGAACUCUUUCUUUGUUUUUUUCCCUCAAAUUUUCCUGACUAUAAGGAGGAUGAAUAUUCAAAACAGGAAUUAAGACCAAUAAAUUGCUUGUACGGGAGCACUCUAGUAGAAGGAAGCCAGCUACGUCACAGUGCGGUACAGUGAUGUUGUAGACUUUGCACUGAUUCACUCCUCAAGUUUUUAAGGACGGUUUUAAGGACGUGGCGGUGGCUGAAGCCCGUCUGUUGGUAGCGCGAGGGGCUGGGGAGCUGCUAGCCUUCCUCCUUCAAAGGGGAGGUGAGGGGGAGUUGAGAGGCGGAGAGGUAGAAGGCAGCCUGUUCCUUAUGGGAUGUAGUGGAAACUGUUUAACUGCUGCUUCUGAGCACUAACAGAGAAGGUACUCAUUAAGCCAUCUUAUCAGUUGCAUUCAAUCAUGAGGGUGCUUUAAUUGCAUGACUCCAAAUAUCAGUGAUCAAAAAGCAAGAGUCAGUUGAUUAGCAUCUAUAAACAAUGCCGAAAUAGGAAAUAUUUCACAAAGACACAGAUGGUAUAGCCAGCCUCCUGCUGGCAUGAGGCUUGGAAGACAGCAGGAGUCCUGAGGCUUCUCCCAGCCCUUGUGCCCCACUGCCCCUUGUGCACGUUUGCACACAUAAGUCGGGGUGCUGCUGCCUGGCAGUGGAGUCUGUGGGAAAACAGCAUUUGUUCAGAGACACUGCACCCAGAACAAACGGCUCAAACUACCCAGCGUAGCACGGGGAAGGCACUGGUGGCAUCUGCUACUGCUGAAUGAUACGGGGGAUUAGGUACUGCUCUGAGGAAUUUCAGGCCCACUCCAAAAACUGUACCUGCUUGUUUGCUGCUGGAAUGAAUUAAUUGGUGCUUAAAAGCAGAAUUAAGUAGUGGGAUUGAUGUCUUUAAGUGAGGUGGAGACAAUAGUCAACCUGCACUCUUCUGCUAGGAGGUACAACUUGAAAGCUAUUGCUAGUCCAAACUUGAAUAUAAAUUUCACAGCACAUGAACAACUUUUGAAAUAUUGACUGAAUAAAGACUUAUUUUAGUAACUUUUUAUAUUAUACCUCAUGUCUUCAGGUGUUCAUUUGGUCUUGGAAUGGUAGACAGUACCUUUUGUGAUGUUAAAGACAUUAGUUUAAAAUGUUUACAUUUUUACUAGUAUUGGGAUAUUUUCUUUUCCUAUGGUGAUUAUAUUAAUAGUUAUUUUACAGUGGCUUGUACAUAUUUGGAAAUACUGUCCUAGUGUUCAGAGUUAAUUUGUAGUUAAUGUAGAUUGCCUUAAUAGAAGAAUGCAGAUGUGGACACUAACGUAUUGUGAAAUGUUAGAAGAGAAAUCUUCUUUUGCUGCUAACAUAUUGUAUUUCUGUUAAAAUAGAAAGUGAAAUUAAAAAUGU
Molecule: messenger RNA, 7284 nt
Organism: Grus americana (Whooping crane)
Lineage: Eukaryota; Metazoa; Chordata; Aves; Gruiformes; Gruidae
Gene: RTKN2
Product: rhotekin 2
Exons: 12
Coding region: 387-2141 (584 amino acids)
Biological process (GO): positive regulation of cell population proliferation; signal transduction; hemopoiesis
Source: RefSeq, a predicted model, not a curated record